Exophiala xenobiotica is the source of this 2155-nucleotide messenger RNA. RefSeq lists its product as uncharacterized. The record is from RefSeq and is a predicted model, not a curated record. The transcript is spliced from 2 exons. The coding region runs from base 210 to 1922 and encodes 570 amino acids. NCBI's taxonomy places the organism in Eukaryota, Fungi, Ascomycota, Eurotiomycetes, Chaetothyriales, Herpotrichiellaceae. Gene Ontology annotation, cellular component: transcription export complex 2. Gene Ontology annotation, molecular function: RNA binding; double-stranded DNA binding. Gene Ontology annotation, biological process: poly(A)+ mRNA export from nucleus; transcription elongation by RNA polymerase II; post-transcriptional tethering of RNA polymerase II gene DNA at nuclear periphery.
GUUGAGACUUCGGUGCUUGAGAAGGACCUAUCUGCUUCGCAGGAUGUACUGCUGAACGAUGCGACACUUUAGCUCUUUUACAGCAGUGAGGAUCCUCAAAGAAAAAGUGAACGUACAAACCCGGUGAACAUGACCGGGUUUCUAAGACACAUCUGAUCAAACCAAGUGUCCUGCGGAAGGCUUCCAGAGGCAGUGAAUUUGGAAACAUAAUGCCGGCUUUUGGGCCCAACACUCCGGUUCUGGACUCCUUUUUGGCUGUUAUCGUCGACAGCAUACGAAGCAAGAACGGCCAGCGAAUCACCGAACUUAUCCAACUGGAUUUCGAUAGUCUACCGCCAGAGCAACGAACACUAUACGCCGAUUUGAAUGGAGAGCUGAACCGCACGUACCCUCCAGAGAAGGAUGGAGAGCUCUCCGCGCGAUGUCAGCGAGAUCUGUCCCAGGAUGAGUUUGGGCUCUUCAGCAUUACCUUCUCGGACAGCAUCGUGCAGUACUUUCGCUACCUCAGGGACUUCACUUCAGCCGACAAUCAAGCCAAAGCCUCAAAAAUCAGGCAGCUUACGAGUCAAUGCGUUAUCGCUCUGGGAGAUUCCAAGUAUGGAGUCAUCAUGAUACCUAUCGUCUUGUCCUUUUCACGGACACUAGCAACCAUUGCCACAAAUUUGGACCGGAAUCCUUCUCUGGUCAGGAGUAACGACCUCCUGACGACUCAAAACACAGAGGGUGCCCCCGGGAAAGUCAGCUUCGUUGAGGAUGCCGCCAAUGUCUUGCGCGACGCGUUCAUCAAGUGUCUCGCAGGUAGUCCAGGAGUCCCGCGGAUUUCGAGACCAGCUGCGGAGGACAAGCGUGUGGGCAUCUAUCUGACGGCAGACUCUUGUUUGAAAUUGCUCACACAAUGCCGUAAGCUGCGGAAUGCACAACAGAUGUUCUCCAGCAUUGACGCACAAUCACCACCACUGGCGUACUAUCCAGCCGCUCAACGAGUGACAUACCUCUACUACCUCGGACGAUAUCACUUCGCCAACAAUCAUUUCAUGCGCGCUCAGACAGCACUUCAGGCAGCAUAUGAGCAAUGUCACCGCCAGGCUGUCAAACAUAAAAGGUCAAUCCUCACUUACCUGAUUUCGGCCAAUUUAUGCCUAGGUCGCUUCCCUUCCUCGACGCUGCUGGCACGCCCAGAGGCCGCAGAGCUCGGACCUAGGUUUCUCCCUCUUUGCCAGAUAAUGAGAAGUGGCAACCUCGGGCAGUUCUACCAGUAUCUUGCCCUGGACAGCGAAUCUGGGCAAUGGUUCGUAAGACGUUCCAUUCUACUCCAAUUACGAAACAGGUGCGAGAUCAUAGUGUGGAGGAGCCUGAUUCGUAAAACGUUUCUUUUCAGCGGGUAUAUGGGCGAAGAGAAGAAAGUCCCGUUCCUGAGGCUUCAUUACGUCCGUCACGCUGCCGCCUGGGCCAUCAAGCAGCAAACAGCUCGGUCCAGAGCAAAUGGGUUUGGAUCUCACACGAUGAAUGCAGCAGAAUCAUACGUUGAUCCUGAAUUCGCUGACAUGGAUGGCGCAAUCAACGAAACAGGGUUUGACAUGGAAAGUGGGGAGUAUCUUGAUGACUAUAUCGGGCAGCAUGAGCCUGCUGGCGAGGAUGAUUCUGAAGAGUCGCCGACUAUGACGGAAGUCGAAUCCGUGGUGCUCAGUCUUAUACAGCAGGGGUUUCUCAGAGGGUUUGCGCUGCAUACCAAUCCACGGUUUGCUAUACCGGGAAGUCAGAAGGCAGGAGGACCCAUGAGAGCAGGGUUUCCUGAAGUGUGGAAGGUCAUUAAGAGCAAGGAGGGCGGUGAGCCGGUGCCUGGAUGGGUUGAGGAGGGAAAUCUGGGCUCAGGAGGUAGCAAUGUUGUUCGAAUUUCUGGCGCUCGGCCAGCAGGAGCGUGAUCUGGCAGAUCUGGCAGACCCUCGGAGUCAUCCAGAACGCCUUGCAAGGAUGAUGGACUUGUAUAAAAGGCUCAAUUUUGACGGGGAUUGUUAAAGGCUCGAAACCAGAUUUCGAGGGGUGCAGCAAAGCGAGGCUGAGCAAGAAUAGCAAAUGCUUGGCUGCAUGCGGUGGUCUUAGUGCUCAUCUUGCCGAACAGAUCGUCAUGGUCCUCGUGGUCGUCGCAGCGGAGGGG